Rhinolophus ferrumequinum (greater horseshoe bat) is the source of this 7977-nucleotide messenger RNA. RefSeq names its product membrane associated guanylate kinase, WW and PDZ domain containing 1 (gene MAGI1). NCBI's taxonomy places the organism in Eukaryota, Metazoa, Chordata, Mammalia, Chiroptera, Rhinolophidae. Gene Ontology annotation, biological process: signal transduction. The record is from RefSeq and is a predicted model, not a curated record. Bases 629 to 4489 code for a protein of 1286 amino acids. The transcript is spliced from 25 exons. Gene Ontology annotation, molecular function: protein binding. Gene Ontology annotation, cellular component: cytoplasm.
AUGCGCGUGCGUUUUCUCUCGCCGGUCGCUGCGCUCCGCGGCGCGGAAUAGAAUGAACUGUAACAAAACAAGCCGAGCCUUUGUAUCUGCUUAAAGGGGCCGCAGGCACUUCCCUCCUGUUACCCCCACCCCCGCUCCGCUACCGCGUCUCCAGGGCUCCCAGCAACUGGCUGGAAGGGCUUCCCUCACCCUCAGGAACAGCCCGCCAGCGGAGAGGCGAGCCAGGCGGGAGCUAAAGAGGAGAUUCCGCAUUUCUAAGAGGCAAGAAAGAAAGGAAGGAAGGAAAAAAAACACAACAAACCACCAAAACCCAAGCGGCGCAGAGUGGACUCUGGUCCGGGAGAGCACGGUCGGGCGCUGGAACGUGGACCCAGAAGCACCGGAAUGCAAACAAAGCUCGUGGGCGCCAGUGCAGGGCUCGCGGGGAAGCCCAGAAAGUUUGUUUUAUGAUGGCUUGAGUGCGCGAGUGUGUGCAGGGGAGUGAGGCUACCAAGUUUCUCUCUCCCGUGGCGUUAUUUUUGGGAAGAUGUCUCUCCCAUGAACCAGCGGGGACUGGGGGCUUGUGCUGAGGGGGGCACCUGUCUCAUUUUAUUUAUUUUUUUUGGGGGUAGGAGUGGUGUAACUCGUCAUGUCGAAAGUGAUCCAGAAGAAGAACCACUGGACUAGCAAGGUUCACGAAUGCACCGUGAAGCGGGGACCCCAGGGCGAGCUGGAGGUGACGGUGCUGGGGGGCGCGGAGAACGGGGAGUUUCCUUAUGUCGGAGCCGUGGCAACGGCCGAGGCGACGGGGCUUCCCGGCGGCGGCGAGGGCCCUAGGCUGGGCGAGGGGGAGCUGCUUCUGGAGGUGCAGGGGAUCCGGGUGUCGGGCUUGCCCCGCUAUGACGUGCUGGGAGUCAUCGACAGCUGCAAGGAGGCCGUCACCUUCAAAGCCGUCAGACAAGGAGGAAAGCUUACCAAGGACCUGCGACAUUUUCUCAGUCAGCGGUUCCAGAAAGGGUCUCCAGAUCAUGAGCUCCAGCAGACCAUAAGGGAUAACCUUUACCGCCAUGCUGUGCCUUGCACAACCCGAUCUCCGAGAGAAGGAGAAGUGCCCGGCGUGGACUAUAACUUUCUGAGUGUCAAGGAGUUCUUGGACCUCGAGCGGAGCGGGACUCUUCUGGAAGUCGGCACCUAUGAAGGAAACUAUUAUGGGACACCCAAACCUCCUAGCCAGCCAGUCAGUGGGAAAGUGAUCACAACGGAAGCCUUGCAAAGCCUGCAGUCUGGCUCCAAGCAGGCGACCCCGAAGAGAAGCAAGUCCUACAAUGAUAUGCAAAAUGCUGGCAUAGUCCAUGCGGAGAAUGAGGAGGAUGAUGACGUUCCUGAAAUGAACAGUAGCUUUACAGCAGCCGAUUCUGGUGACCAAGAAGAGCACACUCUCCAAGAGACAGCACUACCGCCUGGGAAUAGUAGCAUCACCGCUGCUCCCAUCACGGACCCUUCUCAGAAGUUCCCUCAGUACCUACCUCUUUCUGCAGAGGAUAAUUUAGGUCCUCUACCUGAAAACUGGGAGAUGGCCUAUACCGAAAAUGGAGAAGUCUAUUUUAUAGACCAUAACACAAAAACAACAUCCUGGUUAGACCCUCGGUGCCUGAACAAGCAGCAGAAGCCUCUGGAAGAGUGUGAAGAUGAUGAAGGUGUCCACACGGAGGAGCUGGACAGUGAACUAGAACUGCCUGCUGGUUGGGAAAAGAUUGAAGACCCUGUCUAUGGUGUCUACUAUGUAGACCACAUCAACAGGAAGACACAGUAUGAGAACCCAGUUCUAGAAGCCAAACGGAAGAAGCAGCUUGAGCAGCAGCAGCAGCAGCAGCAGCAGCAGCAGCAGCAGCCACAGCCCCAGCAGCCAGAAGAGUGGACAGAAGACCAUUCGUCGCUUGUGCCUCCUGUUAUGCCAGACCGCCCCGCAAGCCACCCAGAGCCGGCCAGAGAAGCUCCACUUCAGGGCAAACCCUUUUUUACACGAAACCCUUCUGAGUUGAAAGGCAAGUUUAUUCAUACAAAGCUGCGGAAAAGCAGUCGUGGCUUUGGCUUCACAGUCGUUGGAGGGGAUGAACCUGACGAGUUUCUCCAGAUCAAGAGCUUGGUCCUAGACGGUCCUGCUGCAUUGGACGGCAAGAUGGAAACAGGAGAUGUAAUUGUCAGUGUGAACGACACCUGUGUUUUGGGACACACACAUGCGCAAGUUGUGAAAAUCUUCCAGUCCAUUCCCAUUGGUGCCAGCGUGGACCUUGAACUCUGCCGAGGUUAUCCACUGCCUUUUGACCCAGAUGACCCCAAUACGAGUUUGGUGACCUCGGUGGCCAUUUUGGAUAAAGAACCCAUUAUCGUGAAUGGGCAAGAGACCUAUGAUUCACCAGCUAGUCACAGUAGUAAAACAGGCAAAGUCAAUGGCAUGAAGGACGCCAGGCCAAGCAGCCCUGCUGAUGUGGCUUCAAACGGUUCCCAUGGUUACCCCAAUGAUACUGUCUCUUUGGCUUCUUCCAUAGCCACUCAGCCGGAACUCAUAACUGUUCAUAUAGUCAAAGGGCCAAUGGGAUUUGGUUUUACUAUUGCGGACAGUCCUGGUGGUGGCGGCCAAAGAGUGAAACAGAUUGUUGACAGUCCAAGGUGCCGAGGCCUGAAAGAAGGAGAUCUCAUAGUGGAAGUGAAUAAGAAGAACGUGCAGGCUCUGACUCACAACCAGGUCGUGGAUAUGCUGAUCGAAUGUCCAAAGGGAAGUGAGGUCACAUUGCUGGUGCAGCGAGGAGGGCUGCCGGUUCCCAAGAAGAGCCCAAAGUCGCAACCACUGGAGAGAAAAGACAGCCAGAAUAGUUCUCAGCACAGUGUUUCCAGCCGCCGAAGCCUGCACACGGCAUCCCCAAGCCACAGCACACAGGUGCUCCCCGAGUACCCACCUGCAGAGGCCCCAGCUCCAGAACAGACCGACAGCUCUGGGCAGAAAAAACCAGAUCCUUUUAAAAUCUGGGCCCAGUCCAGGAGCAUGUAUGAAAACCGACCUAUGUCACCUUCGCCUGCAUCGGGAUUGAGCAAGGGUGAAAGAGAGAGAGAAAUCAAUUCCACGAAUUUUGGAGAAUGUCAGAUUCCAGAUUACCAAGAACAGGACAUCUUCCUCUGGAGGAAAGAGACUGGAUUUGGAUUUAGGAUUCUGGGUGGAAAUGAACCAGGGGAACCUAUUUAUAUCGGUCACAUCGUACCGCUGGGGGCUGCUGAUACGGACGGCCGCCUGAGGUCUGGGGACGAAUUAAUCUGUGUGGAUGGGACACCAGUGAUUGGAAAAUCACACCAGCUUGUGGUCCAGCUUAUGCAACAAGCCGCCAAGCAAGGCCAUGUCAACCUCACCGUGCGGCGUAAAGUGGUAUUUUCGGCCCCCAAAACAGAGAACGAGGUGCCCUCGCCGGCCUCGUCUCAUCACAGCAGCACGCAGCCGGCCUCCCUGACGGAGGAGAAGCGCACCCCGCAGGGCAGCCAGAACUCGCUGAACACCGUGAGCUCGGGCAGCGGCAGCACCAGCGGCAUCGGCAGCGGCGGCGGCGGCGGCAGCGGCCUGGGGAGCGCGGCGGCGCAGCCCUACGACGUGGACAUCCGGCGCGGGGACAGCGAGGGCUUCGGCUUCGUCAUCGUGUCGUCGGUGAGCAGGCCCGAAGCAGGCACGACUUUCGCAGGCAAUGCAUGUGUGGCUAUGCCUCACAAAAUAGGUCGGAUUAUUGAGGGGAGCCCUGCUGACCGAUGUGGCAAGCUGAAAGUAGGAGACCGGAUCUUGGCAGUAAAUGGAUGUUCCAUCACCAACAAGUCCCAUUCAGACAUUGUCAACCUAAUCAAGGAAGCGGGAAACACAGUUACCCUCCGCAUCAUUCCCGGGGAUGAGUCUUCGAAUGCCACUUUGCUGACCAAUGCAGAGAAGAUCGCCACCAUCACCACCACACACACCCCUGCUCAGCAAGGGGCCCAGGAGACCAGGAAUUCCACCAAACCAAAGCCGGAAUCUCAGUUUGAGUUCAAAGCACCCCAGGCAACACAGGAGCAAGAUUUUUACACUGUGGAACUGGAAAGAGGAGCCAAGGGAUUUGGCUUUAGUCUUCGAGGAGGCCGAGAGUAUAACAUGGACCUCUAUGUCCUGCGCUUAGCAGAGGAUGGUCCGGCAGAAAGAUGUGGAAAGAUGAGGAUUGGUGAUGAAAUUUUAGAGAUCAAUGGUGAAACCACCAAAAACAUGAAGCAUUCUCGGGCUAUAGAACUGAUUAAGAAUGGUGGCCGCAGAGUGCGUCUUUUUCUGAAGCGGGGAGACGGCUCAGUACCAGAAUAUGCGAUGAUACCUCCUAAUAUCGCUGCAUGUAUGAGAAAUGAAAAGCUCGGGGAGGCUUGCUUCUACCUUAUGGGCCAUAAUCAAACUACGACCCCAGCAGCGACCGCAACGGCCCCUGCGCCGGCGCACAAGGUGUUCCGGAAGUGAGGGCGGGGCCAGCCGACCGCCGACAGCUCCCGUCGCUGGAGUCCAGUUACCCACCCGACCUUCACAAACCAUCACCACACGGGGAGAAGCGGGCACACGCGAAAGAGUCCAAAGGCAGCAGGGAGUAUAGCAGACAAGCCAGUGAGCAUCACACCUGGAACGGAACUUCUAGAAAAGCCGACAGCGGGGCUUGCCGACCCAAGGACCGGGCGCCGGACGGACGCAGAGAAGCACCCGCCGAGCGGAUGGUGACCAACGGCCCCAAGAGGAGGUCUCCCGAGAAGCGGAGGGAAGGCACCCGCAGCGCGGACACCACUUUGGAGAGGAGGGAGAAGCAGGAGAAGAAGAGAGAAGUGUCUCCUGAGAGGCGGCGAGAGCGCUCACCGACCCGCCGGCGCGACAGCUCCCCCAGCCGUCGGAGGAGGUCCCUGGAGCGACUCCUGGAUCAGAGAAGGUCUCCGGAGCGGAGGAGAGGGAGCUCGCCCGAAAGGAGAGCAAAGUCGACCGACCGGAGGCGAGCCAGGUCCCCCGAGCGGAGGAGAGAGCGGUCACUGGAGAAAAGGAACAGAGAGGACAAAGUCGGCCCCCGAGAAAGGGAAGAGACAAGUGUGAAGCAGGAUGGCGGCAGAAGUUCCAGACAUCCCCCGGAGCAGAGGAGGCGACCUUACAAAGAGUGUAGCACGGACCUCAGUAUCUGAGCUCGGAGUCACAUUCCAACCUUUACCGUGUCAAAGGUUCUAAGGGGAAGGUCACAAACCUGAAAUAAUUUAGUUUCUUACUUAGAUGAAGCAUCUGACACCUGAUGAUCCUAUAAAUAGCAACAAACAUUUUAUGCAUUUGAAAUCUUAUAAGAGAAAAAUAUAUAUGAAAAGUGUUGUGCCUGAUGUAUAAUAUUAAAAAAAAAAAGUAUUUUUAAAUGCAUACUUUUUUGGAAAUUAUUUGCCAAAUGCUGCCCCAAAGGGUUAUAAAUUUUGUUUCUACGUAAACUGUAGAAUUGUCAAGAAUUGUUCCCCUUUUUUGGGCAAUCUUUUUCUCUCCUGGUUAAAUAGGGCUGUUGAUCAUUUUCUCUUAAGUAAGGGAAAUUAUUGAUUAGGUUUAAUUUGAUACAAACUGUUAUGUAAUGAUGUAGUGCUAUACUGUAGUUAGGAGUUUUUCUUAAAAAAAAAAGGCAAAAGUUAUAUUUGUAAAAGCUGAGGACUCUUUGGGAUGGGUUAGGAUUGCUGCUGAUCCUAAAAUCAAGCAAACUAUAUGAAGAGACUACUAUUGCAGAUGAAGGAUAUUUAUAGCUAACCUACACAAUACAAAGAAAUGUUACGUUCUCAAGUCAUAGUUGGUUCAGAAAACAGUUGGCAUUCUCCCUGGCCACAGAAAGGCACAGAGAGGAGGAGGUUGGCGGCCAUUACCCUAAUGCAGCCCAAGCACCGAUGGUCAGGUUUAUUAGCAUUACCGACACCUAAUAAGAUCUCAUUAAGGCAGUUCCAUCACAGCUUUGCUCAACUACUGGAAGGAGUGGACAACCAACACCUUCUGUGUUGUCUGAUUUGAGGCUGAAUAGUAGAUGGGGAGUGGGAGACGACGUGCCCGGUGUGAAGGAGCCAUAAAAAUCCCCAAUAUAGAAAAUAUGUUCCUCUGUUUUAGCAUAAGCCCAGGAUUGCCCUUUGCAAAAUUGGGGGGGAGGGAAUGGGGUUGGUGGAAGUUACCUGUCUGUUGAUAUUUAAAGAAGUGAGAGGGUUGGAGGUGCUUAUUCUGAGAAACGUCGAUUUCCCUUUGAAACCCUAGUAGUCUUCAGGAUGAUUGAAGGGGAAAGAAGGAUUCUAGAUCUAGUUGGCAAACUUACACCCUGGUGACCCUGUCCCUUGAAUUUUUGGACAGCAGAACAAAACGAUUUUUCUUUAAACAAAAACAUUCUUUUGCUAUUCCACAGCAGGUGUGGUUGGGUCGGCUAUAGCCCCAAGAUGUGGUUGAAAUGGAUUACUGCCUAGCUGAGCCAAAAUGUUUGCUUGUACCUGUUGGACCACGACAGCAAACUGCUGCUUACAAUGCAUUGUAGAUUUCCGUAGUAAUGUUGUGCAUUUUCCAUACAGACACAAAACUUCGAAAGUCAAUCACUGUUGUUCUCAUGGUACUGUUAAAAAAAAAAAAAAAUAGAAAACCAGCCGAUCAUUGUGUGUACAGAGUUAAAAAUUGUAAUUAAUAGAGCCUGUUUAAAGAAAACAAAAAAACAAAAAGCUGUUGCCUUUUUUUCUUGUAUAAAAGAGAAUUUAUGACAAAAAAAUUUAGCAGUGAGGAAUGUGAUACGUGUUUAUAUUUCUGAAUAUGGAACAAAUUGAUUCAUUUGGAUAUAUUUUAAUGUAAACUAAAUCAGGUAUGUAAAGCUGUUUUAAAAUGGGAGGCUAUAUAAGUAACUCUCUAAAGCUUUAGUUGGUUUGAAUAUCAUCAUUUCCUCCAUGGUGAGCCUGCUUGUGAUUUAUUAAGCACUUGUUUGCAUUCUGUUCUUCACUCAUUUCUUGCAGUGUGCUAUGGACAUAAUGCUGUUUCUGUAUCGAUGAAAAGCAGUAUGUGGGCCAAUCUUUUUAUAAAACACUAUGCAUAUAUAAAUAUUACAUUGUUCAUAGCUUUAUUUGACUUAUGGGUUUAUACACAACAUUAGAAUGAGUAGCUAUAGUUGUGUGGACAUUCAAAACACAAGUUCCUUUCGUGGAAUAGACACAAUGAACAUUCAAUAGCUAAAGAGAGGGGGAAAGUCUGACUGCUAUUUUUCUUAUCGAAGUUUUUCAUACAAAGCAUACAUUAAGCUGUAGUAGUAAUGGUGAGGGAGAAUACAACUGAAUAAUGAUGUUCUUUUUCAUCCAUUUCCUAAGAGCCAACUUCGGGAUUUUAUUCCUAAGGUUCCCCUGCUAGGAAUUUUCUCACUCUUUCUAGCACAAUCUGUGAUGUUAAAUGAUGCUCUCAACUGUGGUCCACAGUUUUAAAUAAAUGAAAUCAAGGUGGAUUUUUGGAGUACUUCCUGAAGUUAAUAUCUUGAUGUCUUUCUUGUUGUCAGAGAUGACAUUUGACAUUUUAAAAUCUGUGUGCUACCCACCUGGGCUUGUCUCAGUCUGUGAAGACUUUCGGUGUGGCAGUUGCAUCGGAAUUCCACACAUCAGAUUUGCUUUGGAAAUGUUGUACUGUACAGGGACUAUGCAUUAAGCAGAAACAUAUAGUUUUCUCUGAACUACUGUAACCUUAAAUUGGAGACUGAUUAUUGUGAGCCUACUUUCCCUAGUCCCCCGCUUCAUGUAAUUGUCUUGAUGAGAGAAGGUGGAUGAGUAUUUUGUGUGAUGAAAUCAAACCAUUUAGGAAUGCCCCUCCCACCUAUUACACAGUGGAUGCCUGGAAGAAUGUUGCCGGAAGAACUCAACACCCUACCUGUAUUUUUUAAGUUUCUUUUGUGAAAGAUUUUUUAAUGCAUUUUUACUGUAAAAAUACAUGGAAAUGUAUGCAUUCCA